Molecule: messenger RNA, 955 nt
Organism: Poecilia reticulata (guppy)
Lineage: Eukaryota; Metazoa; Chordata; Actinopteri; Cyprinodontiformes; Poeciliidae
Source: RefSeq, a predicted model, not a curated record
UCUCCAGUAACCUUGGCAACAAUAGUUUAGUCAGGAGAAAGUAAGCGGGUCGUCAACAUUGAACGUAUUUUAUACGUUUCGAAGCGUGGAAAAUGUUUGUCUUUUUAAACUUCAGAUUUUUUUGGUGUUUCUUGGAGAUAUUUUCCACUUAGAAACGUCGCAWGAAUCUAAAUUUCGGACGGAGAGAUCGAUGGAACUAGGAAAUGGGUUCUUCUUUGACUGCAUCUCUGUUCCUGCUGCCUGUGGUCUUCUGGCGGUUUGUUGCUGCUGUAGGUCUGGUCUCAGUCAAAGCUAAAAUUGGAGCAGACGUCGUUCUGCCGUGUAAACCUGAUUGGAACAAAUCUGUUGUCAUGGUAGAGUGGUUCAAAACCGACCAGCGCUCGGCGCCCGUUCUUCUCUACAUGGACAAGGAGAUACAUGAAAAUCAGCUGAGAACCUAUAGGGGCCGCGUUUCUCUGGUAGACCUAGAGACAGGAGACCUGUCUCUGGUGCUGAAGAAAAUGGUGGACGAAGACGUCGGAAAGUAUGAGUGCAGAGUUGAGCUGGGACCAGAACCGACAGGCAGACCCAUAACAGUGAAAACCACCACAGUGAAAACCACCACAGUCAAAACCACGACACGCCGACCAAGUGGACACGGAGAUGAAGUGGAAGUACCCGUUCACAGCGACAAACGAGGAAUGAUCUACUACACGCUGAACAGUGACCCGGUCAGCAUCGUUGAGCUGACAGUGCUCAGAGGUCAGUCUGUUACUGUAUCAGAACCUCCCUCUGUACGCCUGCUGAACCCGGGGGUCAAGGGUCACAGCGGCCCACCGGCAGCAGAUAACAGCCCACCAGGCUGAUGGCACUCUGGUGAAACUCCAACGUCUUUUAAACUGAAAAAUUCUCUCCGAGUUUCUCAUUAAGUCAAAAUUGAGUCAAAGCAACAAAUGAAUAGUUUCAUCUUUCAGUC